UUCCCUGUUUUGGCUGAGUGCUCAGAUAAAUCGCUGUGCCGCUUCAUAAACCUGUUGGCGCGAGCUUGUCAAGAUGUUUGUCUGAUUUUUUUGUGAUGUCAAACUCUGUGGACUAAUGAGGGCUAGCGUCUACAUAAUGUUCAAAAUUUCAGAAUGGAGCUGGAUCUAAACUCUUCCAACAUGUCUGUGGAGUCCUUAAAACCCGAGCAGGGGCCUGUGGAGUACCGCAUUUCAGGCCUGAUCUUUUACUGCUUCAUCUUUGUCAUAGGAGUGAUAGUCAAUCUCACUGCCUUAUGGGUGUUUUCUCUCACCACCAAGAAGAGGAACUCCGUCACCGUCUACAUGAUAAACGUGGCGGUGGUGGACCUCACCUUCAUCCUGCUGCUCCCCUUCAGAAUGGUCUACCACCACCAGGACUAUUGGCCCUUUGGGGACAUUUUCUGCCGAAUCAGCGCAGCUCUCACCAUCUUCUACCCCUGCAUGGCCCUGUGGCUUUUCGCUCUGAUCAGCGCCGACCGCUACAUGGCCAUCGUCCAGCCAAAGCACGCCAAAGAGCUGAGGAAUGUCCCAAAGGCUGUGGUGGCCAGUUUGGGGGUGUGGCUCAUGACUCUGGGCAGCACUGUGCCGCUGCUCUUCUCCGAGGACGACCCCGAUCGCAUCUCCAACUUCACCACCUGCAUUAAGAUGCAAGACAUCAUCCACAUGCGGCACGACAACCUCGUCAACUUUGUGCGCCUCAUCUUCUUCUUCCUGGUUCCCAUUUGUAUAAUGAUAGGCUGCUAUGUCGUCAUUGUGGAUAAUCUGAUACACGGGCGCACCUCGAAACUCAAACCUAAAGUGAAGCAGAAGUCCAUCCGGAUUAUAAUCACGCUGAUUAUCCAAGUGUUAGUGUGUUUCGUGCCUUUCCAUGUGUGUUUGGUGCUUCGUCUGGUGGGGACAGGCAGAGACGGGGGGUUCAGCACAUGGGCUGUCUUCACCACGUUUUUGAUGAACCUGAGCACAGUGCUAGACAUCAUUCUGUACUACAUCGUCUCCAAGCAGUUCCAGGACAGGGUGAUCAGCGUGAUUCUGUACAGGAACUAUCUGCGAAGUGUGAGACGGAAGAGCAGGCACACGCACACCGGUAGCAUCCGAUCAAUGAGCAACCUGACCAGCGCGAUGAUAUGAAACAACCGUCAAACUUUCACGUCAAAAAACGGCAGACUCGUAUGUAGAGUGCACACUUCGGCACAAUGUAACACUGAAUGCUUCAGUGUGUACAUGGUUCAUUAUCAAAAGGAUCAAAACUUGCAAUUAAUUUCCAAGGUGUAAUUUACACUCACAGUAUGGGAGUGCUGCUGUUGUGGCAAAAACAUCUGUGUUCAGAGCUGAUUGACUCACCCAUGAGACUUGAGAUGUUUUCUGUGCAUCUUUGCUCUGGCAGACAAAGCACGACUAUCUGUGGCUCAGGUGUAAUACAGUCAGGCGAAAAUAAAGCUCGUGAUCAUUAAAAACAUA
Molecule: messenger RNA, 1497 nt
Organism: Epinephelus lanceolatus (giant grouper)
Lineage: Eukaryota; Metazoa; Chordata; Actinopteri; Perciformes; Serranidae
Gene: gpr18
Product: G protein-coupled receptor 18
Biological process (GO): phospholipase C-activating G protein-coupled receptor signaling pathway; positive regulation of Rho protein signal transduction
Cellular component (GO): plasma membrane
Molecular function (GO): G protein-coupled receptor activity
Source: RefSeq, a predicted model, not a curated record